Messenger RNA from Impatiens glandulifera, 2325 nucleotides. RefSeq names its product mannosyl-oligosaccharide 1,2-alpha-mannosidase MNS1-like. Lineage: Eukaryota; Viridiplantae; Streptophyta; Magnoliopsida; Ericales; Balsaminaceae. Gene Ontology annotation, biological process: N-glycan processing; carbohydrate metabolic process. Gene Ontology annotation, molecular function: mannosyl-oligosaccharide 1,2-alpha-mannosidase activity; calcium ion binding. The transcript is spliced from 15 exons. The record is from RefSeq and is a predicted model, not a curated record. The coding region runs from base 341 to 2023 and encodes 560 amino acids. Gene Ontology annotation, cellular component: endoplasmic reticulum; Golgi membrane.
GUGAUGAAGGAGAGGGAAGGAGAGGGGAGAUGCUUCAGAAGCUAACAUAACGACGCAGAUCGUGGCAAUAAAUAAGCACUAGUCUAAAGCAGCGUUCGAGGCCCAGCGCGAUCGCCCGAUAUCGUGCCGUGGCCGUGUAAUCAAACGGGCCCUUCUCCGUAAUGAGUAUGGGAGGGAUUCUAAUUAUGUCUCGAUUCCUCCUCCUGAAAUCUGAGUAGAUUAGGGUGUAAUUAUUAUAAUUCACAACAACAAUGCAAUAAAUUAGAUUUGGGGAGUGGCUGCUGGUGGUACAUACGCCAAUCCUGAUUAUUAUUAGAUUAUAUAUAUAGCUCAAGAAACUAUGCCGAAGAGUAUAUCCUCAUUCAGCAGAUGCAGAAACAUAAAUCCGCUGUAUUACCUGAAACAACCGAAGCGUCUGGCAUUGCUAUUCCUCCUGGCCUUCGUUUGUCUCACAUUUUUCAAUUGGGAUCGCCAAACACUUGUCAGAGACCACGAGGAUGAAAUCACUAAGUUGAAUGAAGAAGUACUCAAGUUACAAAAUAGGCUGGAUGAUUCAAAUAAUAAAGGAGCUUCUGGUGCAAAGAUGGAAGUUAGUGGCAUAAAUAGAUAUCAUAAGACAAAAGAGGUUCCAGAAGAUCCAAUAUCUAUUCAACGAAGAGAAAAAGUGAAAUCUGCCAUGCGCCAUGCAUGGAGUUCAUACGAAAAGUAUGCAUGGGGUCAUGACGAGCUUCAGCCACAGACUAAGACUGGUGUUGACAGCUUUGGUGGUCUUGGAGCAACUUUAAUAGACUCGCUUGAUACAUUAUAUAUAAUGGGCCUAGAUGAGGAGUUCCAAAGAGCAAGAGAGUGGGUCGCGAACACAUUGGAUUUCAACAAGAACUAUGAUGCUAGUGUUUUUGAGACAACCAUAAGAGUGGUUGGUGGACUCUUAAGUGCAUAUGAUCUGUCCUCAGACAAACUGUUUCUUGGCAAAGCUAAAGAUAUUGCUGACCGGUUACUGCCUGCAUGGGAUACUCCAUCUGGCAUACCUUAUAACAUAAUCAAUUUAGCACAUGGAAAUCCGCGUAAUCCUGGAUGGACUGGGGGUAACAGUAUCCUAGCAGAUUUUGGCUCAGAGCAGUUGGAAUUUAUUGCUCUUUCCCAAAGGACAGGGGAUCCGAAGUAUCAGAAGAAGGUGGAGAAUGUUAUUGUACAACUUGAUAAAACUUUUCCAGCUGAUGGAUUGCUUCCCAUUUUUAUUAAUCCUCAUAAGGGUACAUCAUCUUACUCAGCAAUUACAUUUGGAGCCAUGGGGGACAGCUUUUAUGAAUAUUUACUCAAGGUGUGGAUACAAGGGAACAGAACUGCUGCUGUGAACCAUUAUAGGGAAAUGUGGGAGACAUCAAUGAAAGGUCUAUUAACUUUGGUUAGAAGAAGUACACCUUCAUCUUUUACCUAUAUUUGUGAGAAAAAUGGGGAUUCGCUCAGGGACAAGAUGGAUGAACUAGCUUGCUUUGUUCCAGGGAUGAUAGCACUUGGAUCAUCUGGUUAUGGUCUGGAGGAUUCUCAGAGGUUUCUCUCACUUGCCGAAGAGCUUGCCUGGACAUGCUAUAACUUCUACCAGUUAACUCCGACGAAAUUGGCUGGAGAGAACUAUUACUUUAAUGCAGGGCAGGAUAUGAGUGUUGGUACAUCAUGGAAUAUCUUGAGGCCAGAAACUGUGGAGUCUCUAUUUUAUCUGUGGCGUUUGACUGGAAAUAAAACCUACCAAGAUUGGGGUUGGAAUAUAUUUGAAGCAUUCGAAAAGAAUUCGCGCGUUGAAUGGGGCUAUGUUGGAUUGAAGAAUGUUAAUACGGGGGUUCAAGACAAUAUGAUGCAGAGCUACUUUCUUGCGGAGACAUUCAAAUAUCUGUAUCUCCUUUUCUCACCACCUUCAGUGGUUCCGCUAGAUGAGUGGGUUUUUAACACAGAGGCUCAUCCUCUGAGAAUUGUCACCCGGGGGGGACAAUCCAGGUUCAGUUCUAAAGGAGGAAUCAAAGAUUGAAUAGUUAAUUGUCACCCCGAGACAAGACAAGGUCAGAGUUGCGUUUAGGUUGUUGUUAGAGCAUUAAAACAACAUUAAUUCCAUGCAUUGUUUAAUUUUAGUGUAUAGCCUCAAAUAGAUCCUCUUUGAGGGCCUCUGUAUAUAUAUAUAUAUAUUAUUAUUAUUAUUUAGGAUAACUUGUGUUAGCUUUUGUCCAACACUACUACUAGUACUACUGUCUGGAUUGGAACCAAUACCUACCAUAUUUGGGUUGGUUAAAAAGUAUUUAUAUAUAUAUGAAGAUAAAUAUUAUUCUGAAUUGU